CACCUGUUACGUCAGAGCGGGGAUAUAAAGCAUGGGCGUGUGUGCAGAGCUUUCUGCGUGUCCACUGCCUGUUAGAGCAAACUUCUCGAUCCAUCCAACAUGGCUUUCAUCAGCGAGUUUCUUAAGCAGACUGUGUAUCUGGGCGUGCCUGAUGAUAUUGGUUGUCAGGGGACUGUGACAUCGUUCCUUCAGUUUAACCCAGCGGGAGAUGCAGCCAUUCUGGACAAAGCCAUUAAGACAAAGGGCGUAGAUGAGGACACCAUCAUCGAAGUUCUCGUGAAGAGGACCAACGAUCAGAGGCAGCAGAUCAAAGCCGCGUAUCAGAAGGCCACUGGCAAGGCCCUCGAUGUAGCUCUGAAGGGAGCACUGAAAGGUGAGCUGGAGGACGUGGUUCUGGCUUUGCUCAGGACUCCUGCUCAAUAUGAUGCCCAGCAGCUCAAACUGGCCAUGAAGGGCUUGGGCACAGAUGAGGACACCCUGAUUGAGAUUUUGGCUUCCAGAACCAAUAAGGAGAUCAGAGACCUCAAAAUUGCCUACAAGGAGGAAUUCAAGAAGGAGCUGGAGGCCGACAUUAAGUCUGACACGAGCGGACAUUUCAGUGAAGGCCUUCUGGCUCUCUGCAAGGCUACCAGAAGUGAGGACAGGAGUGGGCAAGCAGAUCUGGCAGACAAAGACGCCAGGGACCUCUAUGAGGCUGGGGAGAAGAAGAAGGGCACUGACUGCUCUGUGUUCAUCAACAUCCUGACCAGCAGGAGCGCUCCUCAUCUGAGAAAAGUGUUUGAGUGCUACUCCAAAUACAGCAAAGUAGAUGUUGCCAAAGCAAUUGACCUGGAGCUGAAGGGAGACAUCGAGAACCUUUUGGUUGCUGUUGUGAAAUGUGCUGGAAGUAAACCUGCUUACUUUGCUGAAAAACUCAACCUGGCAAUGAAGGGCUCUGGCUACAAAGGGAAGAUCCUGACCCGCAUCAUGGUGAGCCGCUCGGAGAUUGACAUGGUGCAGAUCAAGAAUGAAUACAAGAAGAAAUACGGCAAGACUCUCUACAGGGACAUUCUGGACGACACCAAGGGCGACUACGAGAAGAUCCUGCUGGCGUUGUGUGGAAGUGAUCAGUAAACUGCGACGCCCGUUUCGGUUCAUCAUGAAGAUAUCAUUUUUUUUUUUUUUCUCUUCUUUUUUUUUUUUUUUUUUAGGAAGUGUUAUGCUGCCAAAUAAAAUGGGAUAAUUAAGUGAUGUCAUCAAGUGCAUUUGUGAUUAAAGAAUGAGAUUUCUUUGAGUGCCA
Molecule: messenger RNA, 1279 nt
Organism: Pangasianodon hypophthalmus (striped catfish)
Lineage: Eukaryota; Metazoa; Chordata; Actinopteri; Siluriformes; Pangasiidae
Gene: anxa1a
Product: annexin A1a
Exons: 13
Coding region: 100-1113 (337 amino acids)
Biological process (GO): positive regulation of wound healing; cell surface receptor signaling pathway; granulocyte chemotaxis
Cellular component (GO): cytoplasm; plasma membrane
Molecular function (GO): cadherin binding involved in cell-cell adhesion; calcium-dependent phospholipid binding; phospholipase A2 inhibitor activity
Source: RefSeq, a predicted model, not a curated record